AUGACAGCCAUUGGUAAUAAAAGCCAGCAUCAAAGUCUCAUAGAUACAGUGAUAUCGAUAUUGUCGCUACCCGAACAUAUGACAGUGGUUUCAAGGGAUUAUUCCAACGAGAGAAAUUUUGCUACUGAAGUGCAAGCGUAUGCUAAAAUUGCAGGUAAGGACUGGACUUAUUACGUAAAGGAUUUAGAAAUCAUUAUUGGAAGAAAUACUGAUAAUCCUUUGAAAAUUACGCAGGAUGCGAAUAAUAAUGAUGAAUCAUUGAACGUGGACAUUGAUCUGGGACCAGCUAAAGUGGUUUCAAGAAGACAUGCGAUGAUAAGGUUCAACAUGCAGGUCGGUGCAUGGGAGCUAGUCGUGCUAGGACGUAACGGUGCCAAAGUUAACUUUGAAAGAGUUAAUACAGGUCCAGGGAUACGCUUAACCUCGGGUACCAUUCUAGAUAUUGGUGGCACUCAAAUGGUAUUUAUAUUACCGGAUCAAGAACCAGUUAUCUCUCCAAGUUGUAUGGAACAUCUAGUGCCACAAUUAUUGCCACUUGUGGGACCCACAGGAAAUAGCAGUAACCCACUUAUUACUGAAAUUAUACAAAAUUCUAACUAUUUCAAAUCUUUACAACAACAAGAAAGAUAUCAAGUUCCCACAGGACAAACUCAACGUGCUAGUGAACUACCACAAGGUCAAAUAAGAACUUUCAAAAUGUAUGGUAGUAGUUCUACUCUUCCCUUUCCCGCAGGACCAAAAUUUGUCCAUCAAAACGGUGUAAGUAGCAAUAAAAUAUAUUCUCAAGCAAAUUCAAUCGCAAUGAAUCACAAAAAAUCGUCGUCAUCCCUUUCAAGUUUACAAAGAUUCGAUUCCUCUUCAUUAAACAGUUUCCCACAACCUUUAGAUUAUGCUUCUGAUUUAUCUCGUGAUGAAAAUAAAACUGUGAAGCCACCUCAUUCAUAUGCAACGAUGAUUACACAAGCAAUUUUAUCCACUGAAGAAGGCAUCAUAUCUUUGGCUGAUAUUUAUAAAUUUAUCUCCAAAAAUUAUGCAUAUUAUAGAUUUGCCAAGACAGGUUGGCAAAAUUCAAUAAGACACAAUUUGUCCUUAAAUAAAGCAUUUGAAAAAGUUCCUAGGAAACCGAAUGAACCAGGAAAAGGGAUGAAGUGGAGAAUUAGUGAAAAUUAUCAAAAUGACUUCAUUGAAAAAUGGAAUAGUGGUGAUUUAAGUAAAAUUAAACGUGGAUCUUCUGUGGCAAGACAACUUCAAUUACAUAUGACCAAAUAUAAUUGUUUGCCAUCUCAAUUGCAAUCUUCACAAUUUGAAUCCACAACUCAAACAUCUCCUCAACAUGACGUAAAUACCAAUCAACAGCUUGAUUAUAAACCAAACAACUUUAACAGUGGGCUGCCGAACAGAAUGCAGGUCAAAGACCAACCUAGCCAGGGGACUGUUGUAUUUGAUAGCAAGCCAUAUCAAACUACUCACAACGAAUACCAGGAGAAGACUGAAUUUGGUUAUCAACAGGCUAACAGUAUCCCUAUUAUAUCACAGCCUCCAAUCAUGAAUGGACCAAGUUUGAUGCAAAGACAGUUUCCCAAGAUUGUUGUUGAUACCAGUCCUGUUUCAAAGAACCCUACAAAUAAUGCAUUAGUAUCUUUCCAGAAAGCAGCUCCAACAAUAAAUGGCUACGUUGACAGAAACCCAGCGAUAAACAGUAAGCCAAUUAACAAUAAUAACACCAAUAACAACAUCACGACUCAAUUACCUUCCAUUACGACUUCACUAUCUCAAGGGCCUAUAAUAGAUGGGCCAACUCAAAACAUGUUAGAUACGGCACCAGCGGCACACCUAUCUCCCGGGUAUGAUUCUCUAUUAAGAUCACCUACCAAGCCUUUCCACAUAACUGCCAUGGAAGCAUAUACCCCAGAACGUGGUAGUGCUAUGAACCAGAGGAGCCCACCAAAAUUGGAUGAUCGCGAAUUUAACAACAAUAUCACAAACAAUAAAACGAAUAAUAAUAGUAGUAAGAUAUUGAACAUAAAUUUCAAUGCAAAGUUUACGCCAGUAGCAAAUAAAUCAGUCAAUUUAAGAAGCUCUCCAGGAGUAUGGAAUCUUUUACAAUUCAGUUCAGUGAACAAUACACCUGCUGUUAACCAGGCAAAUACUGAUACAAGAAAUAAUAGCAAUACCACAACUACGACUUCCAAUGAUAAUGACAGUAACAGCGAGGAGAGAAACAAGGACUUCGAUUCAUCACCAUUAAAAAAACCGCACUCAACUAAUAGCAGUAUGAGUGGUACGACGAUUGCAAGUAACAACAACAAACAAUUAGUACUAGAUACUGAGAGUGCCACCAUCACCAUGGUGAAUCCUUAA
Kazachstania africana CBS 2517 is the source of this 2361-nucleotide messenger RNA. RefSeq names its product forkhead family transcription factor FKH2 (gene FKH2). Gene Ontology annotation, biological process: regulation of transcription by RNA polymerase II. The record is from RefSeq and is a predicted model, not a curated record. Gene Ontology annotation, molecular function: protein binding; DNA-binding transcription factor activity, RNA polymerase II-specific; RNA polymerase II cis-regulatory region sequence-specific DNA binding. Bases 1 to 2361 code for a protein of 786 amino acids. The transcript has a single exon. Lineage: Eukaryota; Fungi; Ascomycota; Saccharomycetes; Saccharomycetales; Saccharomycetaceae.